Messenger RNA from Amphibalanus amphitrite, 1037 nucleotides. Its product is annotated as zinc finger protein GLIS2-like. Lineage: Eukaryota; Metazoa; Arthropoda; Thecostraca; Balanomorpha; Balanidae. Bases 84 to 1037 code for a protein of 317 amino acids. The record is from RefSeq and is a predicted model, not a curated record. Gene Ontology annotation, molecular function: RNA polymerase II cis-regulatory region sequence-specific DNA binding; DNA-binding transcription factor activity, RNA polymerase II-specific. Gene Ontology annotation, cellular component: nucleus. Gene Ontology annotation, biological process: smoothened signaling pathway; regulation of transcription by RNA polymerase II. The transcript is spliced from 4 exons.
ACACGGAGGGAUCCAGUGGGUGGUUAGAGACGGGGUGGCACGGUGUGGAGGGUAGGACAGGUGUAGGAAGGUGCGACGGUGCCAUGGAGGACGACAGACGGCAGGAGGAGCCCAACGAGCGCUACCGCUGCGGCUGGGAGGGCUGCCAGCAGCAGCUGGCCUCGCAGCAGCAGCUGGUGGUGCACGUGACGUCACAGCACGUGCAGCUGGCCAGCAGCACGUACCGGUGUCUGUGGCGCGGCUGCUCCCGCCGCCGGCAGGGCUUCAACGCCAGGUACAAAAUGUUUGUGCACAUCCGGACACACACCAAAGAGCGUCCUCACGUGUGCCCGGACUGCGGGAAGGGCUUCAGCAGACAGGAGAAUCUCAAGAUCCACAAGCGAUCACACACAGGGGAGAAGCCCUACGCCUGCACAUUCGAAGGCUGUGACCGAGCCUACUCCAACUCGUCGGACCGAUUCAAGCACACGCGCACCCACUACGUGGACAGGCCGUACAGCUGCCGCCAUCCCGGAUGCUCCAAGAGCUACACGGACCCGAGCUCACUGCGGAAACACAUGAAGGCCAACGGACACGGCCGGCCCAGCUCGCCGGCUGCCACACCGCCGCCUGGCGGCCGGCCAGAGAAGCUCAGCCGCGUUCCUCGGCCGCUGGCGGCGCUGAAGUCGGAGACGGCCGCUGCGGCGGACGUCCCCACGGCUGUGGCGCCGAGGCUGCCAGGCGUGUCUCCAGUCUCUGUGUCAGCGGUGUCAGGAGUGCCAGCCGUGUCAGGGGUGUCAGGGAUGGUCCCGCCCGCCCCGGUUCGGACAGAGUGCGGCAGCUGCGCGUGCGGCCGGGGAGCGGCGCCGGUCGGCUGGGACGGGUGGCUCUGGUACCCCUGGAUGCAACAGAUGGGUCAGCUGUGGGCCGGAUGUCCGACCACAGUGUUUGACGGCUCUGGCACAGCGGGUGGUGCAGCGGGGGUUAGCUCUGUCCCCCUGGCCAGUCAGCCGACCACCAGUCCCGCUCCACUCGAUCUCAGGGUUCCACCAAGCUGA